Cadophora gregata is the source of this 1275-nucleotide messenger RNA. RefSeq lists its product as uncharacterized. Gene Ontology annotation, molecular function: FAD binding; monooxygenase activity. The transcript has a single exon. The record is from RefSeq and is a predicted model, not a curated record. NCBI's taxonomy places the organism in Eukaryota, Fungi, Ascomycota, Leotiomycetes, Helotiales, Ploettnerulaceae. The coding region runs from base 1 to 1275 and encodes 424 amino acids.
AUGAACUCAUCAGCGUUGUCGCUUCCGUCGCCGCUCGCCGGAAAAAGGAUUAUCGUUGUAGGAGCAGGCAUAGCCGGCCUAAGUUUUGUCGUCUCACUUCGCCGAAUCUGGACAGAAGGGUUGGGGGAGUUUCCUGAGGUGGUACACUACGAGCGCGAGGAAGAGAUGCCUAGCGAAUCUCAGGAGCGCUACUCUGUCAGGAUACGUGGCAGUGGAUCCUCUGCUGGAGCGCACGCUCUGCGGAAAAUGAGGCUCCUCGAGACGUCGCUGAAGAGUGGCAUCACCCGACCAGGAUACGCUCGAGGUCAUACACGAGGCUACAUCACCGUCAGGUCCCUCGAUUGGGUUCGGCUUGUCAGCCUUCGUGAUGGAGUCCGCGCAAAUCCCCUCAACGCCGACUUCCGCAUUGGAAGGUUGAAAAUGCGUCACAUACUUCUCAGAGUUGCAAACGAGUAUGGCAAGAUCAGUUGGGGUUCUGCGUGUAGUGAAGUUUCAAGUAGUGAAGACGGGAGGCUGCAUCUGAAAUUGGACAGCGGCAAGGAAGACGUGUGCGAUUUUUUAGUCGUUGCCGACGGUGCGAACAGCAGAAUACGAACAUGGCUCAGGCCGAAUGACAAGCUGAGCUUUGCUGGACCAAUCAAUAUCUCAGUCGUCUCCCGCUUCUCUGGACCACCUCCCUACCCUUUGAAUAGAGAUUGGGGCAUCGUUGCUAGUGGUAAUGCGCUCGCGCUAUUCACCUGUCCAGUAGAUGAAACGACGAUACAUUGGAGCCUGAGCUACAUGGCGAAAGAGCCUGGAGACCUACCGAGAUCUCCAAUAUCACGCAAGCUGGGUGCACAUAUCCUUCGCGAAGCUCAAGAACGAGGAAUGGCCUUCGGGAAGCCUUUCCGUAUCCUUAUAGAGAACAGCGACGCCACUACGGUCAGGGUCUUUAACUCAAAAGACAAGAAACCAUUUGCCCAUGGAACAGCCAAUAAAAUACCCCGUGGUGUCGUAUUUAUCGGCGACAGCAAUCAUGCUGUCACUCCUUUUGCUGGCAGUGGGGCGAAUAUGGCCCUUUUGGACGGCUACGACCUUGCCGAGUGCCUUUGCAUGCAUAGGUCUAUGGACGAGGCCGUGACAGCCUAUGACAGAUGCAGUCUGCCACGUGCUCGCACCUUAUUGAGAAAUUCGCAUUUCACUAUCGCAGUCGCACACGCCACUGGCUGGAGGUGGUUUGUCAUCCACUUACUAUUGCAGUUAUUUGGCUACCUCAAACUGCUCUGGACGCGGUAG